Messenger RNA from Aspergillus fijiensis CBS 313.89, 955 nucleotides. RefSeq names its product putative carbonate dehydratase. The transcript has 2 exons. Gene Ontology annotation, molecular function: zinc ion binding; carbonate dehydratase activity. NCBI's taxonomy places the organism in Eukaryota, Fungi, Ascomycota, Eurotiomycetes, Eurotiales, Aspergillaceae. The record is from RefSeq and is a predicted model, not a curated record. Gene Ontology annotation, biological process: cellular response to oxidative stress; cellular response to carbon dioxide. Gene Ontology annotation, cellular component: cytoplasm. The coding region runs from base 38 to 733 and encodes 231 amino acids.
UCAUUGCCCGACGGGAGUACUGGGGCAACCUCUCUCUAUGUCCAGCUGUAUAAGAACCAUUCUUGAUCAUCAAGCAUUUCAACCUCGCCGCAUCAAACAUCUUUCGCACACAUUUCUACUGAUGUUCUGCUCUCGUCCCGCGGCUUUCCCUCGACUUCUUCGACCCCAAUUCGUGCCCUCCCGCGCCGCACCACUUCACACCAUGAGAGACCAAGUCCGCACCCGCUACGAGCUUCGUCAGGUGCAAUCGAACUCAAUGCCCUGGCAGCGAGCCCCGGGCAAGCAGGUGCUGUGGAUUGGCUGCUCGGAUAGUGAUUACGAUGAGCUGGAGACCCUGGGUCUCCAGGCCGAUCAGGUCUUGGAGUAUCGCAAUCUGGGGAAUAUGGUGAUCGACGACCUUUCGUGUCAGACCACGCUGGGCUAUGCAUUGGAGCAACUCAAGAUCCGGGAUAUUGUCGUAUGCGGGCAUUACGGCUGUCACAUUGUUCAGGGGAAGCCCAACCCUUGCGUUCCGGAGCCUUGGAGCAGAACCCUUGACAUGGUUCGUUCGGCGCACAACCACGCACUCGACCAAACCAGUGGUCAGGAACGGGACCGAGCCAUGGUCGAAUUGAACAUCCUCGGCCAGGUGCAGUCGUUGAGUCAAGCACAUGACCACGAUGUGCAGGUCUUUGGGGUGGUGUAUGACCGCGCAUCGAAAACGGGAUACCAGAUUACGGAGGCUGGUUGUUGAAUUUGGUGUUAGAUUGUUGUUGGAUAGAGAAAUGAUACCCAAUAGAGCGAAUUAAUGAGAGCUGCUGCUGCUGCUGCUGCUGCUGCUGCUGAUGAUAAUGAUGAUGAUAAGAUAAGGCAGGAACUGCGUGGCAGGGUGGAAUGGGCCGCCGUAGUUCAGCGGGCGGGGCACAUACGGAACGGAACACACGUGGCAGUUCCUCUCUUUCCCCUCCUCCUCUUG